AUGAAUGUCCUUACCUACUACUUUAAAUCACCAAUAAAGAUGAUUUUGACAUUUCUCAUCGUUACAUCUUACAUACGAAGUCAUCCAACAGUAUGCAGAGAGCCAUCCACACUUCCCACCCUGACCAAUGACCUACUAACUCAAUCGGUAGCCAUUUUGCCAGGAGAAGAAGGGAUGAUUUUGAGGGGACUGAACAGCGUCGAAGAUUCUUUUAUCGACAUAACCCGCCAAAACAUUUCCAACCAUAGAAAUACUGGACCACAAGCUUGUUCAGUACAGUCUACAUGUCAGUGGCAUUUCGUUAAGAAUAUCGAUCCUAACAGAAAGCCAAAAACCAUUAUUGAAGUCCAGUGUAGCCAUUCAUGCUGUAGGAGAAGUGAAAGCACUUGCUGUGAUUUGAACAACGGACCCGGAUGUACUCGAUGCCAGCCUAUCUAUUUUUAUGUGCACGUCUUGAGACGUACAGGAUGCGACAUGAUAAAUAGAAGAUAUACAUAUGAAAACAAACUAGAGAAGGCUGUAGCUGGUUGUACCUGUGUCAGAAGUCCUAAUGUCCCUCGACCAAUUUUGCCAACGAUGCCGAUCUAA
Messenger RNA from Saccostrea echinata, 588 nucleotides. RefSeq lists its product as uncharacterized. NCBI's taxonomy places the organism in Eukaryota, Metazoa, Mollusca, Bivalvia, Ostreida, Ostreidae. The transcript is spliced from 2 exons. Gene Ontology annotation, molecular function: cytokine activity. Gene Ontology annotation, cellular component: extracellular region. Bases 1 to 588 code for a protein of 195 amino acids. The record is from RefSeq and is a predicted model, not a curated record.